This is a messenger RNA of Neoarius graeffei (lesser salmon catfish), 1525 nucleotides long. It is a transcript of the gene ccnb2, whose product is annotated as cyclin B2. The transcript is spliced from 8 exons. Gene Ontology annotation, cellular component: cyclin-dependent protein kinase holoenzyme complex; cytoplasm; nucleus. The coding region runs from base 127 to 1284 and encodes 385 amino acids. Gene Ontology annotation, biological process: mitotic cell cycle phase transition; regulation of cyclin-dependent protein serine/threonine kinase activity. Gene Ontology annotation, molecular function: cyclin-dependent protein serine/threonine kinase regulator activity. NCBI's taxonomy places the organism in Eukaryota, Metazoa, Chordata, Actinopteri, Siluriformes, Ariidae. The record is from RefSeq and is a predicted model, not a curated record.
AUGGGAAUAGAGGGAGCUGUAUUUGAAUCCUCGCAGGAGUUCUUUGUUUCUAUGAUCACACUCGUUUUUGAAUAAAAGAGAAAGAAAAGUAUACGAGCUUCUUAAGGGUUUUAAAGGUUGUAUUUUAUGGUCGUUGCCAUGGACAGCCGUGUUGUUCACCGCAAUGCUGAGAACCCGGCACCAGUUGGUGGUAAGCCUGGAGCUGUUGAUGUUGGCAUGAGGAGGGCUGUCCUGAGUGAACUGUCCAAUUUUGCAGUCAAACCUGUAAAGACAAUGAAGGGCAAUAAGUCGGCAGCUCAGCCAGCUGUUGUGCAGCCCAAGUGUGUUCCAGUUGUCCCAGAGGUCAUCCCUCCUGCUCCAGUCAUUCUGCCAGUUCAGGCUGAUGUCUCCAUGAAAGUGGAAGAUGACCUGUGCCAGGCCUUUUCUGAUGCACUCUGUCCCAUUGAGGACAUUGAUAGGGGCGAUGCAGACAUCCCACAGCUGUGCUCUGAAUAUGUUAAGGAUAUCUAUGUGUACCUCCGUAGCCUUGAGGUCCAACAGGCAAUCCGACCAAGGUACAUGGAAGGUUAUGAGAUCAACGAGCGCAUGCGUGCUCUUCUGAUAGACUGGCUCAUUCAAGUGCACUCGCGGUUCCAGCUGCUCCAGGAAACUUUGUACAUGACUGUGGCCAUCCUUGAUCGCUUUCUUCAGGUACAACCAGUAUCACGACGGAAGCUCCAACUGGUGGGAGUCACUGCAAUGUUGCUUGCCUCGAAGUAUGAAGAAAUGUAUGUCCCAGAGGUUGGAGACUUUGCUUACAUCACGGACAAUGCCUUCACAAAACCCCAGAUUCGGGAAAUGGAGAUGCUGAUUCUCCGAGAGCUGAACUUUGAGCUUGGACGCCCGUUGCCCCUUCACUUCCUCAGGAGGGCUUCAAAAGCUGGAAAUGCUGAUGCAGAGAAACACACCCUUGCGAAAUAUCUUCUCGAGCUGACCCUGUUGGACUAUGACAUGGUUCAUUACCAUCCAUCGGAAAUGGGUGCAGCUGCCCUGUGCCUCUCUCAGCUUGUGCUCGAUGGACAGAAAUGGUCUCCAACACAAGAAUACUACACCACUUACAGUGAGGCCCACUUGAAGCCCAUAAUGAAGCACAUGGCCAAAAACGUGGUCAAGAUUAAUGAGGGACUCACUAAAUAUGUGGCUGUGAAGAAAAAGUACUCUAGCAGCAGGCUAAUGAAGGUUAGCCUGCUUCCUCAGCUGAAGUCUGCGCUGUUGAAGGACCUUGCUGCCCCUCUGCUCACCUGAGUGCUUCACCAAGACUCAAUACUGCCAAUCUGCACUUUAUUACUGAUCAGCCGUUGGAAAGGACUGCUGCUUUAAGGAUUCUAAUCUGUAUAUGUGCAAAUAAAUGGGAUCUUAAUUUUUUUUUUUUAAUGAAUAUGUACCACUUGCAAUUCAAUCUGAUGCUUUUAAGUAUUUUUACUAUUGCCUUUUGAUUUUUAAGAUGUUUGAGUGGAGGUUUUUUUUUUUUUUCUUGAGUUGUUAG